AUGACGAAUUUCGAGAAGUCGGUAAAAGGGGCGACCAAACUCAAGCUCGCGGCUCCCAAAUCCAAAUACGUCGAAACCAUCUUGGUCGCCACGCAUACCGGAGAAGCAGGUGUUGCAGAGAUCUUUCGUACCCUUCAACAUAGACUGCACGACUCAGCAUGGACAAUUGUGUUCAAAGCAUUGAUCAUUGUCCAUCUCAUGAUCCGGGAGGGACAGCAGGAUGCCGCACUGGCGUAUCUGUCUGAGCACCCACAGAAAAUUGCGCCGAGCAAUUUCUCAGAAGCGCAGUCUCAAGGACACAAUAUCCGGCGGUAUGCCGAAUAUUUGAUGACGCGCGCCAAAGCUUUCGACGCGACAAAGACAGAUUAUGUGCGCAGCGGACCUGGGCGCCUCAAGCGACUUAGUGUGGACAAAGGUCUGCUACGAGAAACCGAGGUUGUACAACGACAAAUACGUGCGUUAUUGCGAUGCGACCUUUUGACGGACGAGCCAGAGAAUGAGAUUAGUUUGACGGCGUUUCGUCUUCUCACACUGGAUCUUUUAACGCUUUACUCUGUGAUGAAUGAGGGAACGAUUAAUGUCCUGGAACACUACUUCGAAAUGUCCAGGCCGGACAGUGAACGUGCAUUGGGAAUCUACAAGACAUUCACGAAACAGACGGAGGAGGUGGUGCAAUUCCUGGGAGUCGCUCGACACUUUCAGUCUGCCACUCGAUUAGAGAUUCCCAAACUCAAGCAUGCUUCUACCGACUUGACACGCCUCCUCGAGGACGACUUGAACGACCCCGACUUUGAUCUACGAAGGCGAGAAUACUUGGCCGGUAAGGGAAUCAAGAAAGAUGGGAAUGCCCCGGUCUCUGGCGCCGACUCUGCCUUUGCCGACUCGUUCCUUGGCCAAGCGAAGGCUGCGCCCCAUGUACAGCCCGAAACGCAAAAGACGGCGCCGGCAGAUUUGAUUGACUUCUUUGACUCGAUUGAGCAAAACCAACAGCCAAUGGCCCAGGCGGCUGGGAUGCCGUAUCAGCAAGCCGCUGUGCAACCGCCGCCACCUCAACAGGCCUUUUAUCCCCAACAGACUGGGUUUGUUCAGCAACCUCCAGUGCCCACCGGAUACAGCCAGCAUAACCCAUUCGUCCCCAGUGGUCCUCAGCCAACUGCCGGGAAUCCCUUUGGACAGCCGCAGUCUACACCUCAGCCUCUCCAGUCGAUGCCUACCGGGGCAGGGUUCGGUGGUUAUACGCCACAGCCACACUCCUAUGGGUUCCAAUCGCAACUCGCCCCAAUUCCUCAGGACACAGUUCCUGUAUUCCCGCAGCAGAUGCAGCAGACGGUGCAGUCGUCCCCGCCCCAGCCUUUGCAACCGCAGCAGACUGGGACCAACCCGUUCCGUCAAUCCAUCCUCAAUAACCCUACGGGUGCUGCCGCGCCCCCGGCUGCUCCACUGCAGCGGCAGAACACCAAUCCCUUCGCUCGACGUCUGUCCAUGGCCCAGCCAAAUGGAGCUCCGGGACUCGCUGAGCCGAUGCCACAAGUGCCUCCAGUCCCGCAGGCAGCACCGGCACUUCAGCCUCAGCGUACAGGCACCAAUCCUUUUGCGCGGAGUUCGUCCGUGCCUCCGCCUCCUCAUGCGGGUCUUCAGCCUCCAGCCGCGGCUCCUUUGCGACCGAACCCCACCGGGAGUACCAACCCGUUCCGUCAGAGUCAAUUCAUCAAUCAGCAGACCGGCCAAGGAUGGCAGACUGGACAGAAUGGCACCAUGGGUGGAUAUGAACAAUUGGAUACGGUCCCUGUCUUCCCCCGGCCCGGUGUGGCCUAG
Messenger RNA from Penicillium oxalicum, 1815 nucleotides. Its product is annotated as ENTH domain protein. Gene Ontology annotation, biological process: clathrin coat assembly; vesicle budding from membrane; clathrin-dependent endocytosis. Lineage: Eukaryota; Fungi; Ascomycota; Eurotiomycetes; Eurotiales; Aspergillaceae. Gene Ontology annotation, cellular component: clathrin-coated vesicle; clathrin-coated pit. Gene Ontology annotation, molecular function: phosphatidylinositol-4,5-bisphosphate binding; SNARE binding; 1-phosphatidylinositol binding. Bases 1 to 1815 code for a protein of 604 amino acids. The transcript has 5 exons. The record is from RefSeq and is a predicted model, not a curated record.